AUGAACAGUGAGGAACUACACAACUAUUCAGUUAGGCUGCUGCUGGCGCACGACGAUCGCCUACGGUGCUUUCUCGAUGCAUCCGUCUCCCGGGAUUGGGAGUCCGCUGUGAGUGAGUGGCACACGCUAAAACAAGAGGAUCUUGCGUUCCAACGACAGGCGCCUUCUCUCCCGUGCGUUGACGUUCUUUCCGCGGGUAAAGCAAAGUUUUUCACCGACGAGGAAUUCUUUUCGCUGACGAAGCAACUGGAAAACAUCACGGCUGCGCUCUCUGGUUCCUCGGCGGCACCAGUGAGUAAGCGUCACGCCGACAGUGACGUUGACCAUGCGUCGAGCCAAGUCCAAGAUGUGACCUCGCUGGACCCCGCUAUGCACUCCAGCUCUUCUGACGCCGAGGAACGGCGGAAAUGCCAAGAAGCGAACGAGGCGUACCAACGUGGAAAUUAUAGCGAAGCUGCCGAUAUAUUCUCCUCGGUAAUUGGCUCUUGUCUGCCAAAUAUGUUGAGUGCCGCCCUCCUAGGGAACCGUGCGGCGUGCUACUUGCGCAUGGAAAAUUACAAACUUUCUCUUCGUGAUGCGAUGCGGUCCUAUGAAAUAGAUAAUGAAUACGUUCUUGGUGUUCGCCGGGCUGUGCGGUCCCUCAUAUGCUGCGGAAGAGUUGUUGAAGCGCGACAAACGAUGGAAAGAUUCAAGAAGAACAAGUGCGGUUACACCUUUACGCCCGAAUUGGCUGAGGUCACUUUGUAUGAAAACUACUUUGCUUCCUUAGGUAGAAAUGAACAUGCAACGGCCCUAAGGUAUUUAAAUGAAUUGCUGGAACGUGUGCCGUGUGCGUCGUUCGAAGUGCUAAAGGUGCAACUUCUCGCCAUUGAGGACGGUAAUGAGGUGGCUUUGGCGUAUGUAAAUAAUGCCCUUCGGCGCUACACUGAAUUUCCAGACCUGCUCUAUUGGCGCGCGCAACUACGCUUUCUCGAGAGUGCCAACCAGGCCGAAUUAGAGGCUGUUCUCCCUUUGUGCACCUUAAAUGGCUCCACAGAUUCUACAGGCCGUUUACGUCAGGUGCUUCAGCGUGGCCAACACUGCAUUCAGUUGUGUCAGGAAGUGGACUCCUUACUUGCCAAGGGCGAAUGGAUGCCGCUUAUACAGGCGUGUACAAAAUCCUUAAAGAUCCCAUUUAUUGGCGAUCGGCUACGUGCGGGGAUUUUGGCAAAACGAGCGCGCGGCUUUUUCGAAGUUAAGCAUUAUUAUGAUUGCAUAGAUGACGUUGAAGCUGCCAUGCAAAAUGCGGCGGCGGGCAAUGAGAGAGCCCAGCUUCUGCUUCUUAAGGCUCUCGCUGAAGAAAAACUUCUGCGAUGGUCGGCUGCGAUUCGAAAUGCCGAGCUAGCCAUUAGGGAGCACCGCACCAUGGAAAUUGUCGAGGUUUGGAAACGUCUUUGCGAAGGAAAAAAGGAGUACGAGAGGCGUCAAGAGCAAAAGAAGCAACGACAUCGGUUUCCUCCGGGAAAGGACGACGAGGACGAGGAGGAGGAACAUUGCCCAGACGCUGGAGGGGCUUCAGAGAGGAGUGGCCUUCCAAGAAACCAAGCGGCAGGGUCAGGAAGAAGCGAACGCAAGAAAAAACACAUUGGAGGAAAGGAUCCUCGUCGUGUCGCGCAACUGUACGCUCAACUGUCACUUCCUACGGGAGCAAGUGCGGAGCGGGUGAAGAAGAGCUACCGUGCCUUGGCAAUGCGGUGGCAUCCAGAUAGGUGGUGUGGUGCAUCUGACCAGCAGCGGAAGGAAGCCGAGGAGAAAUUCAAAACUUUGAAGGCAGCCUAUGACGAACUCCUGUGUAUUGUUGUGGGUUAG
This is a messenger RNA of Trypanosoma conorhini, 1848 nucleotides long. Its product is annotated as putative stress-inducible protein STI1-like. NCBI's taxonomy places the organism in Eukaryota, Euglenozoa, Kinetoplastea, Trypanosomatida, Trypanosomatidae. The record is from RefSeq and is a predicted model, not a curated record. Bases 1 to 1848 code for a protein of 615 amino acids. The transcript has a single exon. Gene Ontology annotation, molecular function: protein binding.